AUGGCAGUGACCAGUUGCCGGUCAGCGGCAAUUUUACUGGCAGCGUUAGCCGCUCUCUACGCAGACGCGAGACCCAGCAACGAUGAUGAAUUCGGCUCGAUGCCAUAUCGGCCCACCUUGAGAUUCCGUCAUAAGGAUGGAAUCCCUGAGAGCUCAAAGACGAGGGGUUUGAUGGUCCACCAUGGUAACCCGCAUCCAUGCGAACAAAAGUACUGCGGUCUGGGCCGUCGCUGCACGCUCAACCCGCAGACAGGCCAAGGGCAGUGUAACUGCUUGGACCGCUGCAAGCCUCACUACAAGCCCGUGUGCGGCUCUGAUGGAAAAUUGUACCCAAACCACUGCGAACUGCACCGCGCUUCGUGCUCCGAACGUCAUAAGAUUACCAUCGUUCACAGCGAAGAGUGUUUCUACAAAGGUGAUAGCUGCAGACUGAGCGACUAUCGGCGUCUCAAGACCAAAGUCUUGGAGGCAUAUGACAAAAGACACAUGGUAACAAAGAGGAUUCACGAGGACAACAUGGGCGCCAGGAAACAGUUGGUCGACGCCAUGUUCCGAAAUUUCGAUGCGGAUGGCAAUGGACAAAUAUCAACAAGCGAGCUUUCAAAGGUAUCCAAGCACCAGGGUCUGUCUAAGGAUGUCGGCGAGUGUUCAGUGUUGGAUCUGCUCAAAUAUAAUGACCUCGACGAUGACCAGCGCCUUACCAAGGAAGAAUUCUACACUGCCUUCGAUGUGUACCAGCUGGAUCUCCAGGACAACCAGAGAGUGACAAUGAAGACUGUGACCGUGGGUCAGAGCGCCGUGCUGAUCUGCGCCAUUACCGGUCAGCGCCGCCCGCCCAUCCUGUGGAAGAGGAACAGUCAGUAUCUCAAUGCCUUGAACCUGGAUGACAUAAACGACUUUGGUGACGACGGCUCCUUGUACUUCACCAAGGUGACCACAAGCCACAUGGGCAAUUAUACCUGCCACGCCGACGGCUACGAGAAGCUCUUCCAGACGCACAUUCUCCUGGUGGACGUUCCGCCCGUCAUCCGGGUGUACCCGGAGAGCCAAGCCAGGGAGCCCGGUGUCACUGCCAGCCUCCGAUGCCAUGCCGAUGGCAUUCCUCGUCCGCAGCUGACCUGGCUCAAGAACGGCAUGGACAUUACACCCAAGCUAUCCAAACAACUCACGCUGCAAGCUAAUGGCAGUGAGGUGCACAUCAGCAACGUGCGCUUCGAGGACACCGGCGCUUAUACCUGCAUUGCCAGAAACCAGGCGGGUGUGGACGAGGAUAUCUCUUCACUCUUUGUGGAGGACUCUGCCCGCAAAACCCUGGCUAACAUUCUGUGGCGGGAUGAAGGUUUCGGUAUCGGAAACAUGUUCUACGUGUUCUACCAGGACGGCAUUAAGGUUAUCCAGCCUGUGGCGUGUGAGAUACAGAGGCACAUCAAGCCUAGUGAGAAACUGCUGGCUCUGAAGGAGGAAGUGUGUCCCCCUACCGAAGAUGAUGAGGUGCAGAAAUGCGUGUGGUCGGCGGCGGUCAACGUCAAGGACAAAUUCAUUUACGCCGCACAACCCACUUUGGAUCGCGUGCUCAUUGUGGAUGUCCAGUCCCAGAAGGCAGUCCAGACGGUCAGUACCGACCCGUAUCCCGUCAAGCUGCACUAUGACAAAUCUCGAGACAAGGUGUGGAUUCUCAGCUGGGGAGACAGGCAGAAGAGUUUCCCGACACUGCAGGUGAUAAGUGAGGCGAGUGUGAAGCUGUCCCACCACACGGUGCACACACAGCCAGUGGGUGGGCGCUUCGACAAGGCCGACGACUUCUUCAUCCCCUCGGUCAGCCUCAUUGUAGACAGCGUGAGAUUUGGCCUCAUCUUUCACCAAAAUGAGCCUGUCCUGCACAAGAUUGACUUGGAGACCAUGGCCUACGUGAAAAACAUCAGCCUGCGGGACUUUAACUGCAUCCCCAAGUCGGCCGCCUACACUCACCUGGGCGGUUACUACUUUGUCAACUGCCGCCCGGACUCCACCGGGGCCACACAGCCUCAGGUUAUCGUGGACAGCGUGACAGACGGCGUGGUCGGGCAGAACCGUGACGUCACCGGAACGCCCUACGUUUCCCCGAACGGUCGCUACCUCGUCACCGUGGAUGACGGCGACGGCCUGAUGAGGAUUCAGACCAUCUCGGAACGGGGAGAGAUCGGGGAGCCUUUCGACAUCCACACUAACUUGCACAUCUCCGACUUGGCUUUCCAGCGCUCCUUCACGGAGGCCCACCAGUACAACGUGUUCGGUAGCUCGGGCCGGCAGACCGACGUGCUCUUUGUGGAGCUGCACAGCGGCAAAGUCAAGAUGAUCAAGAGCUUGAAAGAGGCAAUCAAGGCGUACGAGUGGCCGUGGAGUGCCAAGAACCGGGUUGUCGUGGGAGGCGGGACAUUUGGUCAAUACCUCAUGACCCCUUCCCGAGAGUCCCUGUUCAUCUUGGACGGGCGGCUCAAUAAGCUCAACUGCGAGAUCACCGACGUUGUCAAAGGCAACGUGUUGGCCUGGGUCGGGGAAUCCUAG
This is a messenger RNA of Nerophis lumbriciformis (worm pipefish), 2544 nucleotides long. The record is from RefSeq and is a predicted model, not a curated record. Lineage: Eukaryota; Metazoa; Chordata; Actinopteri; Syngnathiformes; Syngnathidae.